GCAAAUAAGUAAUAAUGACUCCAAAUCCUUCCCAUUUGCAAAUUCCAAACAGUUAGGGACUAGAAAGCAAAUAAUUGAAAUUUACGCUGUUUGCGUCUUAUAAAACGAUCGCAGAGGUCUAAAAAAAAAAAACACUGAAAAAGAAUGACAAAAUCGUCUCUGACUUGAAUUUUGAACCUUUUCGCUGUGUGCACGAGUUGGAAGUAGGCUUCCUUCCCUGCCCUUGGUUCUCUCAUUUUUCACUACUUCGCUCUCUUCCCUGCUUUUCGACGCUUCUCUUUCAAAGCCAAUUGAUUGUAAACUUUCAAGGGGUAGAAAGGUUUGCUCCAAAGAUAAGAUGGGAGCUGAUGAUAUCUAUACGAAAGAUGGGACAGUGGAUAUCCAUAAGAAUCCUGCCAACAAGAACAACACCGGGAAUUGGAAAGCCUGCCGUUUCAUUCUUGGAAAUGAAUGCUGUGAACGGUUGGCAUACUAUGGGAUGGGGACCAAUCUGGUCAACUAUCUCCAAAAGCGUCUCAAUCAGGGAAAUGUCACUGCAUCAAACAAUGUUACGAAUUGGUCUGGAACCUGCUACAUUACCCCGUUGAUUGGAGCCUUUCUAGCUGAUGCAUAUUUGGGUAGAUACUGGACAAUUGCUUGUUUCUCAAUCAUCUAUGUCUUUGGUAUGGCACUCUUAACAUUGUCUGCUUCUGUCACUGGACUAAAGCCAUCAUGCAAUGGGGAUGAUUGCCACCCAACGGUCGGACAAUCUGCAGUCUUCUUUUUAGCUCUAUACAUGAUUGCUCUUGGUACUGGUGGAAUUAAGCCAUGUGUCUCAUCCUUUGGUGCUGACCAAUUCGAUGAAACUGAUGAUACUGAGAGGAAAAAGAAAAGUUCUUUCUUUAACUGGUUUUACUUCUCAAUCAAUAUUGGAGCACUUAUUGCUUCCUCUGUUCUAGUAUGGAUACAAAUGAAUGUGGGCUGGGGCUGGGGUUUUGGAAUCCCAGCAGCUGCAAUGGCCAUUGCAGUUGUAUUCUUCUUUUCUGGUAGUCAACUAUAUCGUCUUCAAAAACCUGGGGGGAGUCCAUUAACAAGGAUUUUUCAGGUUAUAGUUUCAUCCUUCAGAAAACUCAACGCGAAAGUUCCUACAGAUAAGUCUCUUCUUUAUGAGACUACUGACGAGGAAUGCAAUAUUCAAGGAAGCCGAAAGCUAGAGCACACAGAUAAGUUAAGGUUCUUUGACAAAGCUGCUGUAGAGACUGAAAAUGACUAUGUUAAGGGAUCACUAAAUCCAUGGAGACUGUGCACGGUAACUCAAGUUGAGGAGCUCAAAUCCAUUAUCAGAUUGCUUCCGGUAUGGGCAUCUGGAAUUGUUUUUGCUACGGUUUACAGUCAAAUGAACACUAUGUUUGUUUUACAAGGCAACACAAUGGACCAACACAUGGGGCCACACUUCAAGAUCCCUUCGGCAUCCCUUUCCCUCUUCGACACUCUGAGCGUUAUCUUUUGGGCUCCUGUAUAUGACAUAAUCAUUGUCCCAUGUGCAAGGAAAUUCACAGGCAAGGAGCGAGGUUUCACCCAGCUCCAACGAAUGGGCAUUGGCCUUGUCAUUUCUAUUUUUGCAAUGGUCACUGCAGGUAUCUUGGAGGUGGUCCGGCUCAACAUUGUUAGGAAAAACAACUACUAUGAUCUUGAGUAUAUUCCCAUGUCGAUUUUCUGGCAAGUCCCACAAUACUUCAUAGUCGGAUGUGCAGAAGUUUUCACAUUCAUUGGGCAAUUGGAGUUUUUCUAUGACCAAGCACCCGAUGCUAUGAGAAGCUUGUGCUCAGCUCUCUCGCUAACAACGGUUGCACUAGGCAACUAUUUGAGCACUCUGCUUGUUACCAUUGUGUCUAAUGUGACCACAAGAAACGGGAAGCCCGGAUGGAUUCCGGAUAACCUGAACAGGGGUCAUCUUGACUAUUUCUAUUGGCUCUUGGCUAUCCUCAGUCUGGUCAACUUCUUGGUGUAUCUCUGGAUUGCGAAGUGGUAUACAUACAAAAAAGUAACUAGACAUAGUAAUUCCUAAGACUCCAAGUUGCCUC
This is a messenger RNA of Durio zibethinus, 2063 nucleotides long. RefSeq names its product protein NRT1/ PTR FAMILY 8.1-like. Gene Ontology annotation, biological process: transmembrane transport; oligopeptide transport. Gene Ontology annotation, cellular component: membrane. The record is from RefSeq and is a predicted model, not a curated record. NCBI's taxonomy places the organism in Eukaryota, Viridiplantae, Streptophyta, Magnoliopsida, Malvales, Malvaceae. Gene Ontology annotation, molecular function: transmembrane transporter activity.